AUGGCCCGAACGAAAUUAGUUAUGAAGCCACCUCCUUUGAAGGACCCCUCCAUGCUGGAGCUUUAUGCUCACUGCGUCUCCGCAACUGCAAUGGAGGAUCCUCAAAAGAGGCAGCGUGCGUUUGAUCGAGCUGCCCAGUCAACGCGCGAGGAUGAUCCAUGUAAAGAAAUUGGCAAUCCUCCAAGUCGAAGCUUGGAAAUGGCAGAGAAUGACCUAAAUAAGCCAAGCAGUGGUGGUUUCGUCUACAUCUGCGAGCAAUGCAUUCGAAGAGAAAACAAACGCAUCGCUAGAAAGAAGUUGAAAAACGAACAGGACGAAGAAAACUGGCGAACAGACCAACCUAAGCGUAUUAUUGUCUUUAACAAAGCAGAAGUGCUUGAAUGGAAAAAUGUGGAGUCUUACAAGGACGAAGAGACCGGGGAAAGAAGCACAUUGGUUGGGCAAAGUAAAGAAGAAUUACCAAACAACACGAUGCAAGUUCAUUGCCCAAUGCGAAUACAAUGCUAUAGCCGUCAUCAUGGGGAGAAAGUGGGAUAUCGAGUCAUCUUCACGGUAAAAGAUAGCGAUGACAAGUUAAUAGCGCAAACUCUUUCAAGUAGCGUCAUUAUCACAGACGACCAUAAGACCCCACAGGCUACAAAGAUCCCAGGUGAAUUCCAAAGCACGAGCAGCUUCGGGAGCUUGGGCUCCAGUAGCGCAGGAUUUUAUCAACAAUUGCAAGGGCCGUCGUUGGAUGGGCGCAACUCAUUCUCUACGCCCGACCUUCAAAGUUUAAAUCUAUCAUAUCGACACCAGCACUCGCAAUCACAGAGUUCAUUUCCCAGUCUUGGGGAUUCAUCGCUAGUGAAUCCAGAAUACCCUGCCUCUACGAACUGUUCUCGUCCCGCGUCUCCUACGGCGCUGCCUGGACCCCAGCACAAGAGGCGGAAGGGAAGUGGUAAUGCGAUUAGCAGGCCGCGACCCGAUCUUACAAUGACUAAGAUGAGUUCUGAAAGAAUGAAGAGUCCUCCAGCAGCUGGCAGCGUGCCGAUAGGCCUGUCUCGUCCGCCUGGUUCGAAGUUUCCGCAGCCUCUGCCUUCCCAUCAUUCAUCGACGCACGGAUUAUCAACUCCACCUACCUCAAGCCAUAUGCAAGCUAGCCCAAAUUUGCCAUGGCCUGCUACUGGGAAUUUCUUUCCUCGAUCACAGAGCGUCGAGAAUCUUCAGAGCCUUCAGGAUGUCUUCUCCGCGCCCAGUUCCGCCUGGCAAAGCCAAGUUCCUAGCCCCGAAUCUAGUCCUCAAUCAUAUUCGCAAGUCCACGUUCAAGCCCAAGGGCAUCGGAAUCCAAGCAAUGAACCUAUGCCCGGGAGGGCGUUGCCGAAGUUGCCCAUCAUUUGCAAGACCACUCCGGCCGACGGACCUCAAUCUGGUGGUGUAGAGGUCACUUGCCUGGGAGAAGGAUUUCGUUCAAGCUCACAGAUCUUUUUCGGUGACAUUCCUGCUACGACAAGAAGCGUGUGGAGUGAAAGCGCGCUAGUUUGUGUCCUGCCCCCAGCUGUACAUCCAGGUCCCGUGACUGUCACUGUUCGUCAAUCCGCCGACCCCAGAACUCCCUUGUCCUCGCAAAACCCGAUUCACUUCACUUAUGUGAACACGGACGAACAAGACCUAUUGAAACACGCACUACAUUUGGUGCAUCAGCAAUUUGCAGGUAGUCCACCACCACAAGCCUCUGACAUUGCCAGAGGCAUCCUAACAUCAUUUGGCGUCAACAACUCAAGACUUGGCAAGGGCACACAGUUUCCAUACUCCCAAAACCUCCAAUAUGCUGCUGCUCCAUACAUCAAUUCAGAAUCUAGAGAUGUAGAAGACCUGGUUUUGAAAUCACUGGAAAUCAUCGACCUUGACGACAAGCCGAACAAGGUGAAUCUCAAUUUCAGGGGGAUGAAUGGCCAAGUAAUGCUCCAUACCAGCGCUUCGCUCUCCUUCUAUCGGUUGCUUGCUGGUCUGCUUGCACGUGGUGCCCAUCCAGAUGUGAGAGAUAACAAUGGCAUGACUCCUAUGCACAUAGCCGCUCUUCAUGGAAAUCUUAGGAUGGUCCACAAGCUUCGCUCCAGCGGUGCUGAUCCUACUAUUCGCAGUCUGAACGGUAUGCGACCAGCUGAAAUUGCAGGGACGCAGGAAGUGCGUGCAACACUUGAUGAUCUCAACCUCGACCCAUCGUAUAAAAGAAUUGAUCGACUGAUGACUCCGCAUUUGAACCGCGUAUCCUCUAACAGAUCUGGUUCCGGUAUCCUGUCCAACACGGGCAAAGUCUCUGAGGUAUGUCGUGGGACGCCGAGUACUGAUGAUUUGGGCUUCAGUAAGGCUCGGCCGGCUCCCAGGCUCCAGUCUCCUUUGGAAUCCCUUGGUAGAAAUACCAAUGUUGUUCUCAAGCCUACUCAAGAGCACGAUCUCAGUACCGAUGCUGCUGUGCUUGCUGCAAGUCCGGCCUUGUCAGCUUGGAGAGAUCAAAUAUCAACACAAAUUCAGCAGCUCCAGCAGAGUGUCCAGCGCGCUCUGCCGCUCAUGCCAGCCCUCACAGACUAUCAAACUCAUCCUGUGAUGCGACGUAUAAGUAAUCUUGUACCUCAACGUGGAGCUCGCGUUGAGAAUCCCGACAACAACACAGGCAAACUCAAGGAUGGAGACUAUCGCUGGUGGGAACUUAUCACUGGACCCUCAUCUCCACCUUCUUAUGAGGAGAUCUACCCACAUCAAACGCGUGACCAGCAACAACGUAACGAGAAAGAAAUUAUGGCUCUCCGCGCUGCCGGUGAGGCUGUGCUGGAUAAGAAAUGCGAAUUGCUGCAUGAUCGACCGGAAAUCUCCGCCAAUGAGGAGACCUUCAACAUUGGCCGUGAGGCUCUCACAGAAGCGCAACAGCAACAAAUUAGAAAAGCGCAUGCUCAGAAAGUCAAAAAGCUUCAUAAAGACCGUAAUCUCUUUUUUAUUUGGAUCCCGAUCCUCUUCAUCAUCAUGCUCGCAGUUCUCAAGGAAAGGAUGUCAUCAAUCUGGAAUUCUGCUUCUCAAGCCUAUAUCUCCCUUGCUAGUUAA
Bacidia gigantensis is the source of this 3075-nucleotide messenger RNA. RefSeq lists its product as uncharacterized. The transcript is spliced from 4 exons. Gene Ontology annotation, cellular component: nucleus. The coding region runs from base 1 to 3075 and encodes 1024 amino acids. Gene Ontology annotation, molecular function: protein binding; double-stranded DNA binding; transcription coregulator activity. NCBI's taxonomy places the organism in Eukaryota, Fungi, Ascomycota, Lecanoromycetes, Lecanorales, Ramalinaceae. The record is from RefSeq and is a predicted model, not a curated record. Gene Ontology annotation, biological process: regulation of transcription by RNA polymerase II.